This is a messenger RNA of Chondrus crispus (carragheen), 2252 nucleotides long. RefSeq lists its product as hypothetical. The transcript has 2 exons. NCBI's taxonomy places the organism in Eukaryota, Rhodophyta, Florideophyceae, Gigartinales, Gigartinaceae. The coding region runs from base 1 to 1278 and encodes 425 amino acids. Gene Ontology annotation, cellular component: mitochondrion. The record is from RefSeq and is a predicted model, not a curated record.
AUGCCACCACACGCGCAGUAUGGAUUUGAGUGGGGAAAGACCACAUUUGGCGCCGAGCCCAGAUGGACUCAAGAACCUUCAAUUGAUGCGCUCAAGGAUAUCGUAAAAGACGAACUUGGUCAAUCCCAAGCUUGCAUCGUCACAUUUUUGGCUCAAGGGGGAUUCAAUAAGGUGUACAAAGUACAACAUGAUGAUGCCGAGUAUAUUAUGCGAGUCACACUUCCAGUUGAUCCCCGUCAUAAGACACAAAGCGAGGCAGCAACCCUCGACUUUAUCCAGCAAAACACAGAUGCCCCCGUCCCCACUGUCAUUGCAUUUGACGCUUCAAACGACAAUGCUCUUCGUUUCGAAUGGAUGCUCCUAGAGCACAUGCCUGGAAAACCGCUAAGGCAACACUGGAAAUCACUACCGCUAGAAAGCAAGCGGGCUUUGGUAAAGCGUAUUGCACUUCAUGUUGUCCAGCUAUUCCGUGCCCGAAUCCAAGGCAUAGGGAACCUUUAUCACUCCGCCACGUCCCGAGAUGACGCUGUUGACCAGACAAAGUUUCGAGUCGGCCAAAUUGUGUCGAAUGAAUUCUUUUGGGAUGAUCGCUCAACCCAAGACUUCCCCCGAGGUCCAUUUCGUUCAAGCCGAAGUUGGCUACACGCCCGGUUGCUUGUGCACCGUCACGAAAGCAAGGACAUUAUUGAAACGUCGAGAGAUGAAGAUGAUAUUGAUAUGGCAGAGCAGGUCGCUAUACUGGAGCGAAGACUUGCCGCGCUUCUCCCUUCAAUUUUUAAAUUCAACCUAAACCAUGAAGUGGAAGAAACAGCCCUCUUUCAUGAUGACCUCUCUCAACAGAACAUCAUGGUUGAUGAGGACGGGAAUCUUACUGCAAUUAUUGACUGGGAAUGCGUGUCUGCAUUACCGUUAUGGAGGGUAUGUCAAAUUCCAUACUUUCUUCGGGGAAGAGAACGAAUGGAGAUGCCAAAUAGAAGCACAUACGCUAUGGACGAAAACGGGCUGGCCGAGGACGGCGAGAUUAACGAGGUGUACGUGCAACAUCUUCUUCAGUACGAACAGACUGAACUGCGGAAAGAGUUUUUGAAUGAGAUCAAGAAUAUCGAGCCAGCUUGGUUUGCGAUUUAUUCGUCUGACUUGAAUUUGAGAAAGGCAGACUUCGAGACGGCAGUGAAUUACAUUGAUGAUGAAUUCUGCAUCAAGCUUAUCUCUAAAUGGCUGGAUGACGUGGCAGCCGGGGAAGACGUCCCGAGUUUACAGAAGAUGCUUCUGGAAUAGGUCUUGAAAAUGUUCCUGUCGAUGAGCGACAUGAAUUUACGAUGUUUCGUCUUAACUACGAAUCCCGUGUUCAUCGCAUGUGAGGAGCGGGCUAUUUGGUGUUGACAUAGCUGAGAUUAGCAUCGCUUCAGCAUAGCGAACAUCCCAGGCCUUGUCGUUCUAUGCUCCUAUCGCAUUUGAAGCACGACAAGAGCAAUUGUGAGAGGCUAAAGUUUGCAGUUUUCCUGCUUGAGAAUGCGCCAAAAAUGAUAGGCCCCGGGGAUGACGACUCGUUUUCCCGCAGGAACUUUAUCUCCCGACUAUAGCGCAUAAGUGAAGAAGAACACACGCUGUCUCCUUUGAAGACCCGAAAUGCGCGAAGUCCUUGUCGAUGCAAACCAGAUAGACGCCCAAAGCUUCCAAGGAAAUUUCCCAACAGCGAAAUAUGUUUACUCAGUCUACAUUGAGUACACAGGAAAUGUGAUUGAGAGAUAGAAGACGAAUGAAUGAAGCACACCCCCGGACCUCAACAUACAAACAAGCCGUUACAAGUGAAACAGUGUCGAUCACUGGCAGAACAGGGAACAGCGCAGUUUGGUUUACUUGCAGGCUGCGGAUAAUGAAACUAAAGGUCUAGAAGUGGAGGUUUCUCCAAAUCUUAGCAUUACUCUUGAAAGACGCUUUGAUAGUGGCAGCAGACAUCGCUGGAUCAACAGGAGCUAGAACAGUCGAGACCGUCUUAGAUUUGAACUUCUUCAGGGUGCUGAUCUUGGUACCAUUGGUAAUCUUAAUCUGAAGGUUGUACAUCUUCGGAGUUUCAGAAGUCAGCUGUGAUACAACACGAUGAAAACAAUUGUUAGUUUUAGAAUCCCGUAGAAAUAGUAUGAGCCGAACAGACAACAAACUUACCCCCCCUGAAUACAGACGAAAGUUCGUGCUGUAAAAUCGCCCGGGUUCUGACGUAUUCCCGUGAGCUUACUGUCAGGGAUGUUGUC